UUCCGGCGCGCACUCCCGGAAGCGCAGCGCCCGUGUCGGGAGAGGUUUUCCCGUUGUCACCGACGCCCGCCACCGCCCCCGCCAGUCAUGCCGAAGCACGAGUUCUCUGUGGACAUGACCUGUGGAGGCUGUGCUGACGCUGUCACGCGUGUCCUCAACAAGCUGGGAGGAGUCGAGUUCAACAUUGAUCUGCCCAACAAGAAGGUUUGCAUUGAGUCUGAGCACAGCACCGACACCCUGCUGGCGACCCUGAACAAAACAGGAAAGGCCGUUUCCUACCUAGGCCCCAAGUAGCAAGGCCUGGGCCCCAGCCCUCAGGAUGGAUUGAAGGGCAGGCUGCGGCUGCGGCUCCCACAGCGACACACCCUGUCCGCGGAGUUCCUGCGCCCGCCGAUGCCGCCUUGCCUCUCCCUCCCAGCUUCCCUGGAAUAAAGUCGCGCUGCCUUUGCUGAA
Messenger RNA from Jaculus jaculus (lesser Egyptian jerboa), 453 nucleotides. It is a transcript of the gene Atox1, whose product is annotated as antioxidant 1 copper chaperone. Gene Ontology annotation, biological process: copper ion transport. Gene Ontology annotation, molecular function: copper chaperone activity; metal ion binding. The coding region runs from base 88 to 294 and encodes 68 amino acids. NCBI's taxonomy places the organism in Eukaryota, Metazoa, Chordata, Mammalia, Rodentia, Dipodidae. The record is from RefSeq and is a predicted model, not a curated record. The transcript has 4 exons. Gene Ontology annotation, cellular component: cytosol.